Balaenoptera acutorostrata (minke whale) is the source of this 2282-nucleotide messenger RNA. RefSeq names its product cholinergic receptor nicotinic beta 1 subunit (gene CHRNB1). NCBI's taxonomy places the organism in Eukaryota, Metazoa, Chordata, Mammalia, Artiodactyla, Balaenopteridae. Gene Ontology annotation, cellular component: membrane; cytoplasm. The record is from RefSeq and is a predicted model, not a curated record. The transcript is spliced from 11 exons. The coding region runs from base 1 to 1845 and encodes 614 amino acids. Gene Ontology annotation, biological process: flagellated sperm motility; monoatomic ion transport; sperm individualization.
AUGGUUGAGCAAACCCAUUACCGAGCCCAGCCGUGCUCUGGCACCAACCCCAGGAAAUGCCAGGACCUAGGAGACUCAAUUCUUCUGUUCCUGGGCAGCUUCAUCUUGAUCAACGUGGGGAUCAACGUGGUGACUCUGCUCUGGAGGCAUCUGAAGAGCUCCUUGUGGACACUUUUCCGUCAUAUUUUCCCCAAAGACAAGCAAGCCAGCUGUGUAGGCAGCCAUCGCAUGUGCAUGCGCUGCUCCGUGGAUCCCAAGAACCUGUGCUCAAGAGUUUCUUCCCGCUUCCGCCAUCGCCCAAGCUUCCUGCUUGGGCAAGAGACAUCUUCCAAGCUCCGCAGGAUGAGCAAGGUGGACGUGCUUCCACUCCGCCUGCCCCAAGAGAGCAAGACAAAGACCCCAGACUAUGACCCAGCCCAGGCCCCAGCCCGGGCCCAGACCCCCGAGAGCUGCUCCCGAGGCCACGCCCAUGAGCACACUUCCGCCCAGGCCCAGGCCUUCUCCCCAGUGGACCCCACUGGGCGCACACCUGCCAAGGCCCAGACCUUCCCCUCUACCCACCCCUCUGAGCAUGCCCCACCUCAGGCCCAGACUUGCUCCACGUUCCACCCCCCUGAGCACACCACCCCCCAGGCCCAGACCCCCUCCCCAGCCCUCACCCCUGAGCGCAGCCCUGCCCAGGUCCAUGUGCUGGUCAUGGCCCUGACGACCACUCCAGUCCCUUCCACCACCCCUAUCCCCAUGCUAGCUUCUAUUCCCUCUACCUUGUCUUCCUUCAGCCAAGGCCUCUCCUCCGGCCAGGUGGUCUACGAUGCCCGCAGGUUAAAGCAGAACUUAUUCCAUGUGUGUCCCCCUCAGAAAUCUGGGUACUUCAGAAAGGACUUGGCUAGCCCCAGGAGGCUCGUAGCCACUAGUGGACCGGUCCGCUGGCCUCAGAGUCAGCACCAGAGUACCUGGUGCCCGGCGGCGGCGGCACAGAGCGGCCGGGCGCCUCCGGAUGGCAGCUCUGCUUCGCCCGCCAAGAGCUGGCGCUGGCCGUUCCCCUGCUGCAAGCGCACGCGGCGGCCCUGGCGCUGCUGCGCCCUCUGGUGGCCAGUACUAGGGUUGCGGCGCCCUAUCUCCUGCGGACGUGACCCUGGAGAGAAGAUGGGGCUCUCGAUCUUUGCCCUGCUGACCCUUACUGUGUUCCUGCUGCUGCUGGCAGACAAAGUGCCUGAGACCUCCCUGUCUGUCCCCAUCAUUAUCAAAUACCUCAUGUUUACCAUGGUCCUCGUCACCUUCUCAGUCAUCCUUAGCGUCGUAGUCCUCCACCUGCACCAUCGCUCACCCUACACCCACCAAAUGCCCCUUUGGGUCCGUCAGAUCUUUAUCCACAAACUCCCUCUGUAUCUGGGUCUGAAGAGACCCAAGAAUGAGAGAGACCAGAUACCGGAGCCACCUCCUAUGCCUCUCAGGGAUUCUCCAGGAAGUGGCUGGGGUCGGGGAACAGAUGAAUAUUUCAUCCGCAAGCCACCAAAUGAUUUUCUCUUCCCCAAACCCAACAGGUUCCAGCCUGAACUGUCUGCCCCGGAGCUGCGGCGAUUUAUCGAUGGUCCAAACCGGGCUGUGGGGCUGCCUCCUACAGGGGAGGAAACGACCCGGGAGGUCGUUUCCUCAAUCAGCUACAUCGCUCAACAGCUGCAGGAACAGGAGGACCACGACGCGCUGAAGGAGGACUGGCAGUUUGUGGCCAUGGUGGUGGACCGCCUCUUCCUGUGGACCUUCAUCAUCUUCACGAGCGUCGGGACCCUCGUCAUCUUUCUGGACGCCACGUACCACUUGCCCCCUCCCGACCCCUUUCCUUGAGGACGAGAGGGCCGAGACCGAGGUCCUCGGCCAGUUGAAUUGAGAGUUAGUUUGGUAGUACUCUCAAGCCCUAUCCCUUUCUGCAUCUUAACUCCUUCACUAGGAGUCCAAUCCUCUCAUCAUUUCGUUUCUAGGGAGGAAGCCCAAGUGGGACUGGGCAGAUGGGGGCCUUGGGCCCACCUGAAAUGCACUAUCCGCUUAUUUACUCUUUGGCUUCUUGAAGAAGCUCCAUUGGAUAUUCACACCUAGGUUGGCAAUGAAUGGAACAAAGAACAAGCGCUAGCUUGUAAGCCUUCUGAGGGCAGGAACUAUGUCUGUUCACUGUAAUAUCCCCAGCACCUAGCACAGAUCCUAACCUAUAUGGCCGCUACCUCUGGUUGAAUGAAUAGGGAAAUUUUUUUCUGUAAGGAAAUACACUAAUAUCGCUUAUAUUUGCA